Protopterus annectens (West African lungfish) is the source of this 2584-nucleotide messenger RNA. Its product is annotated as zinc finger protein 684-like. Gene Ontology annotation, biological process: regulation of transcription by RNA polymerase II. The transcript has 6 exons. Gene Ontology annotation, molecular function: DNA-binding transcription factor activity, RNA polymerase II-specific; RNA polymerase II cis-regulatory region sequence-specific DNA binding; zinc ion binding. Bases 252 to 2237 code for a protein of 661 amino acids. The record is from RefSeq and is a predicted model, not a curated record. NCBI's taxonomy places the organism in Eukaryota, Metazoa, Chordata, Ceratodontiformes, Protopteridae.
UCAUAAUGUCUGUUGUCAGUCAGGAGCAUGUGGGGGUAGAGGUUGUACAUGCAGUUUAUUUGUACACUGAUUCUGUAUCGUGGAUACCAGCUUUGCAGGCCCUUUGUUAGCAGAGUUUGAUAGAAAAACACAAAACCUUCCAGUCUGCCUUGUUGACAGGAACUUCCUACCAAAAGGUACACAGCGAAUCAACUAAAACCUUCCUAUCCAUUGUGUAGAGAAGAGCUUCUGUGAAUCCUGAACUGACUGAAAUGAUUCCAAGAUCCAAGAAAUUGAAGUUAGAGGAUCUAAACCAGGAAACAGACUGCAGGGAGAAAGCAGAGAUGCUAAAAAUGUGUGUUACAAAUGUGGGAACGGAGCAGUGCUGUGGGGAACACAGACGGAGACUGGAGUUGUUCUGUCAGGAGGAUGAGACAUUUAUCUGUACAAUGUGUGUUCCCAGACAUUCCAGGCACAGUUUUGUGUUCCUGCAUGAGGCAAUCAGCGGGUAUAAGGACAAACUGAAAAUUGCUCUAACAUCUCUAGAGUCUAGAGUAAAACAUUUAAAACAUUUGCAAAUCAAAAAGGAGAAGGAAACUGCCCACAUACAGGAAGAUGUUUUUUGUUUGGAACAAUACAUUUCACAAGAAUUUGCAAAACUGCACCAGUUUCUGCAAGAGAAGGAGCAAAAACUCAUCCAGCAGCUUAAGAAUGAAGCAUCAAACGUUCUGAAAGAAAUGGAAGAUGAUCUUGAAUGCACUGAAUAUGAUGCUGUAUCCUCCCACGUUGUAGUGUCCAGUCCUGACUCUGAUCUCAAGAAUAAAGAGGCAGAAGUUCUAAAAGACAAAGACACACAUGUACCUAUUCAAGCUGAUAUUACACCCACUAACAAGACACUGUGUGAUAAUCAUUUAGAGAUCAGACAACGUAAAGCUGUUGGUUUGCUUACGGUACCAGAAACCUUUGAGGAUGUCGCUAUUACUUUUACUGAAGAGGAAUGGAAGAUGUUAAGAAAACAAGAUAAGGAGCUUCACAGAGAAGUGAUGAUACAGAAUUAUGAAGCCUUGGUUUCAUUAGGAUUCAAAAUCCCUCCAGAGAAAUUACUACUCCUAGUAAAAGAAGGAAAUUAUGUGAUAGAACAUGACACAAAGGGGGAAAGAAGAACAGAACAGAAGUGUAAUCUCAAUACUGGCUUCCACUGUACCAGAACUACAGAAUGCAGUGUGAGUUGCAGUCAGCAGCCAUCAUGCAGGACACCCCAGUUGCUUUACCCAGCAGAUAACUUGCAACAGUGUGCUCAGCCUGUGAAACGCAAAGGUAGUAAGAAGACUGAUCUCACUCCUGUACCACUGCUUCAGUCAGUACACAACGGCAAGACCCCCGAAUGUGGAGUUGGAACACCCAUGUUACCUCAACCUACAGAGAGCUUACAGCAGUGUGCACAGCCCAUGAAGCGCUGUAAGAAGUCUUAUGUAACUCAUAUGCCACAGCCUCACUCAGGAUGUGACUACAGCAAGAGCCCUGACUGUGAUGCAGGUCGGAGAAAACACACUGAGAAGAAGCUGUAUAGAUGUACAGAAUGUGGUAAGGGCUUCACAAGGUCAAAGAGUCUUCAACGGCAUUAUGCCAUUCACACAGGUGUGAAGCCAUAUAAAUGUGCUGAAUGCAGUAAGAGCUUUGUAUAUCUGAAAAGCUUUCAGUACCAUUAUGCUAUUCACACAGGUGUGAAGCCAUAUCAGUGUGCUGAAUGCAGUAAAUGCUUUAUAAAUAAGUCAAAUCUAAAAUGCCAUCAGAGCUGUCACACAGGAGAGAAACCAUACAAAUGUCCUGAAUGCAGUAAGAGUUUCUCACGCCUCAAUGAUUUAAGACGGCAUGGAAGAAGCCAUACAGGAGAGCGCCCAUAUAAAUGUCUUGAAUGCAGUAAAUGUUUUGCACGUCCCUCUCACCUUCAGGUACAUCAAACCAUUCACACAGGUGAACGCCCAUAUAAAUGUCUUGAAUGCAGUAAAUGUUUCACACGUCUCUCUAACCUUCAGGUGCAUCAAAAAAUUCACACCGGAGAGAAACCGUAUAAAUGCGUUGAAUGCAGUAAGUGCUUUCGAGUAAAGGCUACACUAAAACGACAUCAGCGCUGUCACACAAAAACUCAGGCCAGUAAAGGAAAGGAUGAAGAAAAAUCAAAUGCCAUCAUGGAAGUAACGAAUAGAGAAAAACGUAAAGCAAUUAAGACAAGAAGUGUUACUGUUAGAAGAGUAUAAGAGAGGGAACAGAUCAACAAAAAUGCUCAGAAUGAUAGACAUGAUAAAAGCAAUGUGCAGUAUCAGAAGAGAUCAGGAUCCUUUUUGCACUAUGACAAGUAAUAAUCUAUAAAUAUCACAAGCAGAAAAACCUAGAAUAUAUGCAGAUAAAUAUUAAGGAAAAGUACAAAAUAAGCUAUUUAUUGUUGACCCACAAAAGUUUUAUAAAGAAUUUAUAAACAAGACAAAUGAUAUUGAAACACCACCAAACAAAAAAAGACUUCUUAUCUUCCCUGAAGAAGACUUCUCAUCCACCCUUGAUUUAAAACUGUAUAGCUCAUCAGAUGGGGAACUGAAAACACAACUGC